This is a messenger RNA of Encephalitozoon hellem ATCC 50504, 2058 nucleotides long. RefSeq names its product cohesin. The transcript has a single exon. Gene Ontology annotation, cellular component: nucleus; cohesin complex; chromatin. Gene Ontology annotation, molecular function: chromatin binding. The record is from RefSeq and is a predicted model, not a curated record. NCBI's taxonomy places the organism in Eukaryota, Fungi, Microsporidia, Unikaryonidae. The coding region runs from base 1 to 2058 and encodes 685 amino acids. Gene Ontology annotation, biological process: sister chromatid cohesion.
AUGGAGAAAGAGAACAGUGCAAAUGGAACGGAGGCCCUGGGGGCGGGCCACGACUCUGCUGCCUACAGCCCCUUCAAGGCUUCUGAGGAUGGAUGCUGCCCCUUCGACGUAUUUACCCCCGAGACACUAACAAGCAGGCUCAAGGAGCAUGAGGACUGCACAGAAGAGAUCAUCAAGCUCAUCAGGUCCAUCCAUGUAAGCCAGAGCAAGAUGAAAAAACUGUGCAAGGUUUUCAACUCCGUGUCCAACUACAGCACUGGCUCAAUAGUAGAGCUCACAAGGAGUGGAAAUAGAAUGUUGAGGUAUGUCUCGACAUAUCUUAUGCUCGACAAAAUAAAGCAGUGGGUUAUGGAAGGAAGGGGAUUUGAGGUUGUGGAGACCAUGUAUGAUGAGGUCUUUCUUGUUAGAUUCCGGGACGUGGACUUCAACAUAAGGAGCAUCUGUGUAGAAUUUAUGUGUGAGUGGGUUGUUUCUGCGCCUGAGAUAUUCAACUUUCCCUGCUAUUUGAAGUAUAUUGGAUGGUCUCUUAGUGACAAAAAUGACAAUGUUAGGAGAAAAGGCAUUGGGUCUUGCAUCAAGCUUGUGCGGAGGAAGGUUGAUAUCCAAGCAUUUGUGUCCCGCUUCAAGAGCAGAAUGCUUGAGCUGUCGUUGUACGACAGAAACCUUGGGCUGAGGGGGGAUGGAAAGGCGCUGUGCAUGAGCCUGUAUGCCAAUGGAAUGCUUUCUAAAGACGACGUGUAUAAAGUGUUGGGAUCGAUAGACGAAAGGGACAAGAGGUUGAUGGUAGAAAGCGUCAUCAGGAAGAUACUUGCAAGAGAAGGGCAGAACGACAAGUGCCUGUUGGAUAAUCACGAGGGCUUGCACGAGCUUCUUUCGAACACGUCUUUGUCUCUGUGCACCUAUAUUCCCCACAGCGAUGAAGAUGUCGAAGGAUUCAUAGACUUCAUACUAGACUUCUUGAAGACAAAAAGCUCUUGUUGCCAAUCUAGAGUGCUGUGCUACUUAAGGAUUCUCGGGGUUCUUUCUAUUGGCGUGGUUGACCUCAGGAAGUAUCACAGUAUCCUUGAAACGGUCAAAGACAGUAAGGAAAACAUAGCAGAGGCCAUGGCAUCGAUUUCAAGACUUAGCCCCGAGGUGUUUAAGAGGCAGCCCGAUGUUACUUGCAGGCUUUUUGAAGUGAUGAAGGAGCUUGCGGGACAUCACAGGUGCGAGCAGAUGUUUUCCAUCCUUGUAUGCCUUCUGAAGAAGCUUGAAAGCGACUUUCCGGCCUCUGUCUAUCCGAUUGUUGAGUCUUUCAGAUCUUCCAGCAUAGAGUUUAUCCGAUGCAUGAUCAAGUCGUUUGAUAUAUCUGAGGAUGUUAGGAAGGAGCACUCAACGGAGAUCAAGUGCUAUGCUGCACUAUGGAGGAUAAUUGCAAACGAUUAUGAGAAGGUCAACGAAUAUGAGCUUAAGGAUGUUGCUAAUCCCGAGGUUCUUUGCGACUUCUUGAUUUUCUUCAAGGAGAAGUGUGUAGAGUUCGGGGUAGUUGGGCGAGAGGUCGAAAGAGCUUCUGAACAGGGAGAAUGCUUCAAGGUGAUGUACGACAAACUGUCCAUCCUUAUGAACUCUGAGGCUGAGAGUGUCUUUAUUGAUUCAAAGUCGUGUAUUUCUCUUUUCAAGCUUGUUGACGAGGGCCUUCUUGUCGACCACACCCACAUUAUAUUCAGAAGGUGUGAGGAGAGGCUAAUCUCCGAGUUUCUGAACAAAAGCAAGUCGAAAAUGAAUCUGGUCUCUGGAUACUUCAAGUAUCUUAUGGAUGUGGAAGAAAGGAGCAUAGACAAGAGGAUUGGAAGGCUGAUAGGCUCGAGGUGCAGUAUGGCGAAAAGAGGAGUCGACACGGAAAAGAUUGUUUUCAAGGGCAUGAAGGGAAUUAUUGAGCAAAAGAGGGUGUUUCUGUAUGAUGCCGUUCUCGUGUACUUUGUUUCCUCACUAACAACGAACGAGUGCAUAAUCCUAGAGCAGGGAUUGGAGAAGUCGAAGCUCAAAACAUCUCUGCUUAGAAGGAUCAGGGAUGGCUAG